Messenger RNA from Miscanthus lutarioriparius, 1371 nucleotides. NCBI's taxonomy places the organism in Eukaryota, Viridiplantae, Streptophyta, Magnoliopsida, Poales, Poaceae. The record is from the annotation of a GenBank genome assembly.
AUGCACCCGCUUCCGGCGCCCGUGGCUUCCCAACUGGCGGCCGUGCUCGCGGACCCGGUCGGCAUCCCGCUGCCUGUCUUCAACUCCCUCCUCUCCGCGCUCGCCGCCUCCGUGGAGCCGUCCCACGCGCACCUCCCGCUCCACCUCUUCCGCCGCCGCCUACUCCCGCUUCGCCGCCCCGACGCCUUCACCCUCUCCGCCCUCACCUCGUCCCUCCCCUCCGCCGCCGCCGCCCUCCACGCCCUCGCCCUCCGCCACGCGGACCCCAUCCUCGCCAACUCUCUGCUCCGUCUCUACCUGCGCCCAUCCGUCCCCUGCCCGGGCCUCGCGCGCCGCCUGUUCGACGAAAUGCCCGCGCGCACCGCGUCCUCCUACAACACCCUCAUCUCGCACUCGCCCGACGACGUGUGGGGCCUGGUGCGGCGGAUGGUCGCUGACGGGUGCGCGCCAGUCUCAGCCGUGCUGCCCGCGUGCACGUCUGCGCACUGGGGCAGGGAGCUGCAUUGCUACGCGGUCAGGGCUGGGAUGUGCGGGGAGGAUGAUUUCCAUGUCAGCAGCGGCCUUGUGUCCAUGUACUGCAGGGUUGGCCACCCGGACUCUGCCCGAACGGUGUUCAACAGGAUGGAACGGAGGAAUGUUGUUUCCUGGACUGCCAUGGUCGGAGGGAUCGCGUUGAUCACUGUGCUCUCGGCCAUUGAGGCCCUCUCGGGCUUGGCAGAGGGGAAGCAGGUGCAUGCUUUUGCGGUGAGAAUGAUGAUGCGCGCUGAGGUGUCGCUGAACAAUGCUUUGAUUGAUACAUACGCAAAGCGUGGGGCCUUGCAUUAUGCAAGGCGGAUCUUUGAUGAUACCAGUUGGUGCAAAGAUGUGAUCUCAUGGGGUGCAAUGAUUUUGGGUUAUGGCAUUCAUGGUAUGGGUGUCGAAGCAGUUGCUUUGUUCGAUCAGAUGCUUUCCUCUGGGGUAAAACCUGACAGCAUAAUUGGACUUGGUGUUCUUUCAGCUUGUUGCCACGCGGGUUUGGUGUUGAAGGGCCUUAAUACAUACAGCUCCAUGGUAAAUGAUCAUGGGUCAAUGAGUGUGGAGCCAGGCCCUAGUGUCUGGGGAGCACUUCUGGAUGCCUCUGUUAAGUACGGCAACGAAGAAAUCCAAGAUUUGGCUUCCAGGUCUCUUCUUAGAUUGGAACAAGGGAAACCAUCAAAUCUUGUUGCAGUAUCUAACCUAAAUGCUUCUUCAGAAAGGUGGAAUGUUGUUGAACAAGUAAUUCUUGAGAAAGGGAGCAGUGGUAGGAUGGGUUUCCAGUGUUGCAUGUGCAUCACAGUAUCAGGUACGCGGUUUGCUGUUUGUGGUGGCCUCUUUUUCUUUUCUGAUAUCUAA